AAGAGCGUUGUCCCCGAACUCUGCAAAAUUAAACAGCAGUUUGACCUGUCUGUCUGGAUUGCAGCAGACAUGGGUCAUGUCCUGCUCCACCUGACCUUCCUCCUGAUUGGCCUGCUGCUCCUUCAGUGUCCUGCAGUCUGCGGCCUCUUUGAGUGGCUGAGGAAAACAGAGGCUCCUCCAGCAGCAGCUUCCCCUUCUGCAGCCGUACCUCCUACUCUUCUAGUAAAAGAUGCUCAGUUCGAAAUGGCCACUGCUGAUGAGAGGUUUUUGGCGGAAGCAAAGCAGAUGGAGCUCAGCCCAUUAGACACCUGUCAUCACAGGGUGGUUGCCCGGCUAAAGUCGAGUUGUGACAGCCUAUCAGAAGAGCAGCUCGCAAAGCUUGGAGUUGUGCUGUUUAACUGCCAGGCAGAGAUUGAAGGCCGCAGGACCUAUGCCUGUACAGAGGAAAUGACUAUAAAAGAGUGUACAGCAGAAAUGGAUGCGCACACAUGGAAUGCUUACCACAUAGUGAGCAACAGAGCACGCUCAGUGUGCUACGCCACUCGUCAGCAGCUGUUCCGGCGCAGAGCGGAACACACGGUCAAUGCGCUCAUCUCCACAGCUACCAACCAGCUCGACGCAAUGAAAGAACUCAAGGAGGGCCAGUUGGAGCUGAGGCAGAUGACGGCAGCCUCCUUAGACAAGCUGCUGGAGGGUCACAGUGCUCUACAAGCCCAACAGGGUAAACUGUAUGAAGGCCAGGAGCAAAUGGAGAGUUCAAUGCGGGACAACCUGGAGCGUCUGGGCCAGGAGAAGGCCCUCAUCGCCUCCGGACAGGAGCUGGUAGCCCAGCUCAUUCAGGGCAUUACACAGCAAAUAGAAAAUGUGAGCGAACAUGUGCAGAGCCAAAGCUCUGAGGUGCAAGAAAGUCACCGGGCGAUUGUGAAAGACCUGGCAGACGUCAGACACCAAGCUCAAGAUGUCUACCAUAAAAUUGACCACAGUAUGCUGGAGUUUCUGCAGUAUCAGGACCAAACCUCUCAGUACUACUCUGACCUGAUGAACAAACUGGAGCGAAUGAACAGCACACUGGGAGUCAUGCUGCACUACAUCGAUAAAAUGCAAAGCAGGAUAGAACAAAGGCUUCACAUGAUCCAGGGCUACCUCGGCUGGGCGGGUUUGAGUCUGUCAGCCAUGUGGACGUGCAUUGCUCAUGGAGGAUACUUUGUGCUGUGUGCGGUCCUGCUGACGUUCCUGCGUUGUCCAGGUUUUUCUAGAGCCAUGCUGCUGUUCACUGUGCCACUGAACGCAAUGGCUGAGGUCAACCAGCAGCCGGCGCUAGACCUCUGCAGCCUGAGCCUGCUGCUGCUCACACUCUCUCUGGGUUAUUGGUUGAUAAAUCAGCUGUGGGGGUGUUUCCAGUUUAGGGGAGUGCCAGCUGCCCCUCUCCCACUUGCUCCAUAUGAGAUUGUAGAGCCACAGAAGCCAGUUUCAUCCCAAAAUUCAUUUCCACCUUCCUCCACUCCACAAAGACAUGAAAAGGACUGCUUCAAGGAACAAGAUGAUCUGCUCAACCAGGAUGGCUUCAUCUCAGGUAACCUCGGCAUAUCCAUGAUUCCCUCUCACAGGAAACAAAUACCAGAUUUACUCCACAGUCACUCCACUCCUCAGCCCUCAGCUCAGCCAUUUAUUUCAGCAGCUCUGGUUGAUGAUAUCCCCCUGAGAAACUUGGGUGGUGCUUUUGAUGCAGUGAAUGACUCGCAUGAUUUGGGAAACGACUCAAGAAGUGCGAGUCCUACACCAUCUCUCAUCAGUAACAGUUCUUUGUCAGGUCGACUGUUGUGCAGUGGUAUCACCAAAAACGGGAAAGCCUGCAAGAAGAGAGCUGCACCUGGACAGGAGUACUGUAGAGUCCAUGAGGGCGGUCACACUUCCCACAUUAACUCCUGAAGAUCUCAUCCUCUGCUUUAAACAGCACUAAAGAACUGUUCUUAAAUGGUGGUCUUCAUAUUAAGUUAUGCCUGCUUUGCCUGAACAUAAGUUUGCAAAAGUAUUAGUCUUUCACAUGUAAAUAUAUACGUAUUUUAUUUGAGUUUUUAUGUUUUUAUGUUAAUAAAUUAUUUCUAACUACAUUUUUUUCAUUUUUAUAUAAAGUCUGCACAACCAACACCAACAUUCACACUAUUCCCACAAACGGCACAAAUUAUUUGGUGUGUAAUAUGU
Messenger RNA from Sphaeramia orbicularis (orbiculate cardinalfish), 2202 nucleotides. It is a transcript of the gene bmb, whose product is annotated as brambleberry. Bases 70 to 1929 code for a protein of 619 amino acids. The transcript has 13 exons. Lineage: Eukaryota; Metazoa; Chordata; Actinopteri; Kurtiformes; Apogonidae. The record is from RefSeq and is a predicted model, not a curated record.